GCCUUAUAGGUAUUCCGGAGUGUAUUAAGAACUAUAUUUAAUUAAUUGCUUUUUUUCUAGAACUCAAUUCUUCCUUUGAAAUAAUUAUGGCAGGCUUGGUAGAUUAUGGAAGCAGUGAUGAGGAGGGCUCUGUCCAUCUAGAUAUUCCCCAGCAAUCUUCAGACGUAAGUUGAGCUUUUCAUUGCAAUUGUCAUUCAAAAAUGGUCGCUGACAUCACAGGCCAUAGACUACUGAAGGUUCACUGUUGAAUAAUUCUAAUACAGAUGUUACAACGGAAGGUACGCAGAGCUUACACUUUGAUAUCUAGCCUUUCUAACUCCUUGACAGAUGUGCAGGCACAUGCGACAGAGCCCCCAUCUGCAGAAAACUCACGGACGAUUGAGCUACCAAGCAAUCCAAAACCAGACGAUCCUCUCGUUGGACCUCAAUUGGGACCAGUCGAGGCAACUCAGUUUCCAGAACUAGAAGAUGCAUUGAAUGAGGAACGAGGGGGAGAACCGCAAUCGCCAUACACCGCGAAUCGAGCUCUAUUACGAGAUCUCACCCUCCCGACAGUUCCCAAUUACGAUAUUCCUCCUUCACCACCAGGUUCACCAGUAGCCAGUACGAAUGCGAAAUUUAAGCACUUCCUCGAACUCAAGAAGCGGGGUACACAUUUUAAUGAAAAGCUUGCAAAAUCGGCGGCGCUCAAGAACCCGAGCUUGAUGCAGAAGCUCAUGGACUUUGCAGAUAUUGACGAGGCAGAACAAUAUUCAACAACCCUUCCUAAAGACUUAUGGAAUCCCGCUGGAUUUCCUGAGUACGCUUACAAAGAAGAACUUGCGAAAAGCCAACAGAAGAUUUUGAAGGAAAAGGAGGAAAAGAAGGCUCGAGGUCAGAGGGAAGCUUUGGAUUUUGUACCUGCAACAAACCCAGCUGAUGCCGGUCGUGGUGGAGCUCUACAUACAGGCGGUACCAGCGGAAAGGGGCAACAAAGCACUGCUGAGCGUAUAAUGGCAGGACUCGAUAAGGGCAGGCCGAACUCACCUCACAUGCAAGGUCUAAAGAGAAAAACCAGAUUCGAAAGCUGAAAUCACGGCCAUUAUUAAUAUGAUCUAUUCACGUCAGAAGAAGCGCGAUGUUUCAAGCGCCAAGUCAAAUGAGGACGAAGUAUGACUUUGGAUCUUCAUCAAGAAGUAGACAUGGACCGAAAGGAAAGCCAUGAGACCCGUGGGACACUUAGCACUCUCGAGAUUUCUAUCAUCAGGUAUCUCUUGAGGUAAAGCCCUGGCUGGUAUCGAAUGAUGAUGGGACUAUUCUUAGAAUAGCCCGGUAGAUUUUUCAGAUCACCUCUGAUUUAGCUUUACCACUUAUAUCCUCACAAGACAUGAGCAUAUACACAUAUCAUGAGAUGUUAUACUGGACCAAUGAUAGAUGCGGGAGGGAGCAGUUGUAAAUAGAAUUGGUUGCGAUUUUUGGGAUAUCCAAAUCUGGUGAUGUUGAAUUUAUUG
Molecule: messenger RNA, 1490 nt
Organism: Sclerotinia trifoliorum
Lineage: Eukaryota; Fungi; Ascomycota; Leotiomycetes; Helotiales; Sclerotiniaceae
Source: the annotation of a GenBank genome assembly